GUUGGUAACAUUUGUGAUAUGUCAAUCAAAACUACUAUCUCAGAUGGUGUCAACAUUAGGGGAUUUUAAUGUGAAUUCGCGAAUUACUAUCCUUAAAUAAACAUUACUAUUUAAAAGGAAAUGUAAUAAACAAAUAAGACAUAAAACAUGGAGGAAAACAAAGUCGAAACGAAUGCGCAAAGCGAACGUAAAUUUUCACGACGAAAAGCGUUUAAGUUUUGUUCUAUCGCUAUUAUAGCGAUAACACUAGGCUUCAUACACUAUCGCUACGUGUCGACUCUAUUCGAGAAUGACCGGAGUUUCUCCUAUCUAUCGGAGAUGGAGAGAGAGAUGUCAUUGAGAACAGAGAUGGGGUUCUACUACUCCUAUUACAAGACUAUUGUGGAAGAAAAGCCGUUUAUAGCCGGGAUAUCGAAGCUCAUGUAUGAUAGAUUGGUGGAGUAUCCUAAGGAUGUGAACGCUUUCAAUCGGUUUAAUAUUUACCCGGAGGUAAUAAUAGGAGCCCUAUACCGUUACUUCGAGCCCUACCUGAACACGUCCUCGCAUCGCCAGUGCCACAUGGUGGACCGGGGCGAAGCCCUGCCCCCAGUGGAGAGCUGCGUGGGGAUUGGCCAGCCGAUAUUCUUUUAUUUGGAGGCUGUAUGGUGGCUCGCUGGGUUGACUGUCGCAGCGCUGUUCUUACAUGCCGCUGCUUUGAGUGAAAGCAUCCUGGGCGGUCUACUAGCAGUGGCGCAGUACUUCGCAAACCACUCAGAGUGCACCAGAGUGCAGUGGGCACCGAACGAGAGGGAGAACUUCGCUGCACCACUCCUGCUGCUGCAGACCUGGUUGGUUUCCAUGCAGCUUAGGGAUAAACAGAGGAGGACCACUUUUCAGUUGCAAGUGUCAAUCUUCAUAUUAAACUGUCUCUGCCUCCUAUUCUGGCAAUUUUCCCAAUUUAUUUUCUUAACGCAAACCGCCAUAUUUUUCGUCAUGGAACAAUUUCGUAUUAUUGACGUUAAAGCGCUAUGUAUAUUCCUACAUUCGCACUUUUGUGGCCUACAUAUGGCCGUCCUUCUCUUACAAGGCAAUGAUAUGCUAAAAUCGUCCUUAUACGCUUCGUACUUCGUCAUAGUAUCUGCGUACUGUUUGUUCUUCAGCUCUCUAAGGCUUAAGGUUCAGAAUCGCGUGGAUUUGUUCGUGGAAAUAUGGUUGAUUUUCCUAAGGAUUGCUAUUGUGACGCUAGCAGCGUUUUAUUUGAAGAAAGUUUUGAGUAAUUUUUUGAAUGUGGAGGAAGAUUCUCAUGUAUGGGACAUUUUAUACUCGAAAUUUACGAAUUUUAAAAGUUUUCAUACUUUAAUUUAUACAUGUACAGCUGUUUUUGAUUUUCUACCUUGGAGUUCGAUUCAGAAAAUGUUUAAAUCAUUUCUGAUUCCAUUCGCCAUUUUAAGCGUAGCAAACAUGUGCAAUUAUUGGGUGUCAAACGCCGUCGAUUCGUGCGAGAAAGAGAUAGACGAUCGAAGCUCAAAGAAAGACAAGGACGGCGAUAUAUCCGACGAAUCCGACUCUGGUAUUGAGAACUCUGAUUUGAAAAAAGACAAGAAUGUAACGGAUUUGGACGUUAUUGAUAAGGAAAUAAAGUCGAAAAUUGAAGGGGAGGAAACUAGUGAUGUUCUUAUUCUGGUUCUGAGGCAUAUUAAGGCUGAACCGGCGAUAUUCUAUAAUAUAUCGCAGAUGUUUGUCUAUGGUGUCAUGGCGGCGCUAGUGAUGCGACUCAAAUUGUUGUUUACAACACAUUUGUGUAUCGUAGCCGGUAUCAUGAUGAAUUCUAAGUAUUAUCCCAUCCCGAAGUCGUACAAGAAGUACCUGCCAUUCUUCUGGGCCGUGUGCAUGGCUCCGCUGGUGCAGGACAUGCUGCAGAGCAUACCGCAGGAGAUGUCGCAUAUAGGUGAAUUCAGCGACAUAAACCAAGAACAGUUGCUCGAGUGGAUCCGCGCGGACACGCCGGUGACCGCGGCGUUCGCGGGUUCGAUGCCCAUCCUAGCCACCAUCAUGCUGGUCACGAGGCGGCCGAUAGUCGCUCAUCCACAUUACGAGCAUUUGGAUGCCAGAGAGCGCGCGUACACGGUGCACAAGAUGUACGGCAGGUUCCCGCCGCACGACUACUACCAGGAGCUGAGCAAGCUGAGGGUGAGCUACCUCGUCGUCGAGACCAAGUACUGCUACGGCAGGAGCAGUAUAGGAUGUUCAUUCGAAGACAUAUGGGACAUAGAGACGCCCUGGUUGAGCAAACGUCCCACCAUCUGCUCAACCUUGCUCACCCAACCAGUCGACCACUUCUAUCCCGUGUUCAGGAACGAACAUUAUGCUGUGUUUAAUAUACACGAUUAUAGCGUUCGGUACAUGCCCCGUAGCUUCGAGUCUUGACAUCCGGCCUCUCACUCUAACUCAAAUAAGACUGACACUCUUAGUUUAUUAGCUGUAAGGUGAAAUAAUUUUAUAGGCAGAGGGCGCUAGCGUAGUUUUUAAGGCACCUUCAAUAUAGCCCGGGAUAGUCCACUACUGGACUAUGAGCCUUCUCUACCGUAUGACUGGUGAGAUACGUUCAAUACUUAUGGAGAGUACUCGGUACUCGUAAUUUUUUAUCGAUUUUUUUUUUUAUGAGACAUGCCGGUAAUCUAGCAGACAUAUUAUUACCUGAUGGUAAGCAAUCGCCGCCGCCCAUGGACACUUGAAACACCAGAGGCAUACAAGUGCGUUAC
Molecule: messenger RNA, 2741 nt
Organism: Spodoptera frugiperda (fall armyworm)
Lineage: Eukaryota; Metazoa; Arthropoda; Insecta; Lepidoptera; Noctuidae
Product: C-mannosyltransferase dpy-19
Exons: 10
Coding region: 148-2406 (752 amino acids)
Cellular component (GO): nuclear inner membrane
Molecular function (GO): mannosyltransferase activity
Source: RefSeq, a predicted model, not a curated record